AUGUCUUCUACGACUUAUCUCAUCACCGGCGCAAACCGAGGCCUGGGCCGCGGGCUCCUUGAAGCACUCAUCCAACGCCCAAACACAACCGUGAUAGCAGGCGUCCGGGACCCCUCCAACGAGUCCUCCAAAUCCCUGGAAUCAUUGAAAACCGCUUCGGGGAGCAAAGUCAUCACCGUAAAAAUAGACUACAACUCCCUGUCCACAGUCAAUGAAGCCAUCCAGGAACUCCAAUCCAAACACAACAUCACAUCCCUAGACUUCGUUAUCGCCAACGCCGGAAUCUCAAACUGCUAUGCCACCGCCGAAGCCACCCCCCUAGACCAAAUCCGCGAGCACUAUGAAAUCAACGCCGUUGCUACUGUCGCACUUUACCAAGCUACCAUUGCACUGCUCAAGAAAUCCCCAAAACCGGUAUUCGUGGGUAUGUCGUCGGCGAUUGCUAGUAUUGGCGAUAUGGAGAAGGUCCCUGCUAUCACCACCGCGUAUGGUAUGAGCAAGGCUGCACUGAACUACCUGGUUCGCAAGAUCCACUUCGAGAAUCCGGAGUUGGUGGCUUUUGCGAUUAGUCCUGGAUGGGUCCAGACUGAUAUGGGAACUUUUGGGGCGAAGUCCCAUGGAAUGGAAGACGCACCUGUUACUUUAGAGCAGAGUGUUGAAGGCAUGCUUAAAAAGUUUGAUGGGGCUACGAGGGAGAAAACUAGCGGUACCUUUCAAUCAUAUGACGAGGCGACUUUCGCGUGGUAG
Molecule: messenger RNA, 747 nt
Organism: Venustampulla echinocandica
Lineage: Eukaryota; Fungi; Ascomycota; Leotiomycetes; Helotiales; Pleuroascaceae
Product: NAD(P)-binding Rossmann-fold containing protein
Exons: 4
Coding region: 1-747 (248 amino acids)
Molecular function (GO): oxidoreductase activity
Source: RefSeq, a predicted model, not a curated record